AUGUCCGAAAUCGUGUCGGCCAACGACCGCUACCACCUACCCAAUCCUUUUGUUGCCUGCAGCUGCUCCAGAUGCGAGGAAUCGCUCAAGUCGCAGACCGAGGAGAACCGCCGAGCUCCGUUCCACUUCAAGGCUAAGCGUGAGGAUGUUCGCGUCGACUUCUCAUUCGUCAUCAACGAUUGGAUUCUUUACCAGGCACCCAAGGAAGACGCUCUGGGCAACAUGCUCGUUCCAAAGUACAAGAGCCGCCUCCACGAGCCAUCAAUUCUCGAAUUGCCGGAUGAGCUGCUGCUUAAGAUUGCCGAGUCUCUCAAUGACAGUGCAUACAAGUACUGCCUAGCAUUGAGCUGCAAGAGACUUCUGGCAAUCGUCAGUGACCUCGACGCAAAUACCAAACCUGCCCUUGCGCUUCAGGCCAACAACAAGACGGGACCAUGGAAGCAACAGCUGCUCCUAGCCCUAGCCCGUGGCUGGAUUCCUAAGGACAAGGUGAAGCUCUGCUUCGGCUGCUGGCGAUUCAUGCCCUACGGUCGUUUUUCCAAAUCAGUAUAUCUCAAGAUGGAAAAGAAUCGCACCUGCCAUCUGCAAGUGCGAAACUGGCUGGAUAAUUGGGACGUCAAAUUGUGGUUUCGAGAACUCCGAGCCAACAAGGACUGGUCUUCCUUCAUCUCCGAUGGCCGACUGCGGUGCCCUAUGUGCGUUCUCGAGGGCCAAUCUCUGCACGUCCGCAACAAGGGAGAGCGCAAGAAGGUUAAGGGAGGUCCGCCUAUUGCAGCCCUCGCCCAUAAGCAGGAGAUCAAGAAAGAGCCGUUUUGA
Messenger RNA from Cyphellophora europaea CBS 101466, 816 nucleotides. RefSeq lists its product as uncharacterized. The coding region runs from base 1 to 816 and encodes 271 amino acids. Lineage: Eukaryota; Fungi; Ascomycota; Eurotiomycetes; Chaetothyriales; Cyphellophoraceae. The transcript has 2 exons. The record is from RefSeq and is a predicted model, not a curated record.